AUGGAGGAUAGAACAACGUACAAGCUGUCUCGUCUUAGCAAUCUCUUCACUCGCGUUUUAAUUUCUAGAAAUACUAGUUGUAAGGAUUCUAUUGCAGAAUCAAUUGAUAGGUUGGAUUUCAACGAUGAGAGUAUGUUUUCUUGUCAAGUUGAUUUCUCUGUCGCACUCGAUGAUAUUUUAAUGCGUGCUGUGUGCAGUUUGAAGGCAAACGUAGAGAAGGAGCCAAAUACGGUGAGCAUGCUUGGAAAACAUCUGGGCGAACCACUAUUUAGUAUGCCAUUAACGUUGCAGGAAUUGGCUUUACAGUGUUUUGUGACAGUGAACGGUAAUUUGGCUGCUGAAGAACAGAAUCAGUUUUUGAUGCAGUAUGAAAGGUCCUUGAUUAUACUCAUUAGAAAAAGAGUGUUUGUUCAAACGUCUUUCCUGCUUCGCGGCUUCUAUGGUGCAGAAUUUUGCGCUGAAUAUAUGACCGCUGCUUUUAUUCGGAUGUUUUAUCAACGGCAGAUACCAGAAAUUUUUGCCUACAAUUUAAUUAAUUAUUGUGCGGACGAAAAUUUGAUGGGCCGCGGUGUUAUAGCUGAGAUUUUCAAUCCUGUGUUGGAUUCUGCUAAAAAAUCAAUGUCUUACCAGCAAAUGUGGAAUAAAGACGAUCGAGAGGUGGCAUUCUAUCCGUACUCUCUUGUGAAGUUUCUAAUUUGUAUCAAAACUCCAACUAAUAAAAGGCCUAUUGCUGAAUUGUUAGUUUCUCGUGAUGACUUUAUUUGGGAUGUUCAGAGUGAUCUCGAAGGAUAUGAAUUCGCAAAACUCUGUUAUUUGGGGCCUUUCUUGGAGUAUAGCUCAGCUCCUUCUGAUACUGGAAGCUUAUCCACGUACGAACGAUUUUUCGAUUGUAAUCAACUUCCGGAAGAUGAAGAAAAGCCAAUGUUAUAUUCUGUUUUUCGAAAUGACUUAACACUUGUUAGGCGGUACAUGUAUCAAAUUUUGCAUCAGUUGUUAGUUAACACUCAAAGCCGUGACAGAACAUUAGAUUUCAUCACUCGUGUCUUAUCAGUCAACAGCAAACGACGACAAUUAAAUCCUGAUCGAACAAAGCUGUCAUCAGAUGGCUUCAUGCUGAAUUUUUUUGAUGUAAUGCUAAGUUUGGUCGAGAAGGUGACUUUUGAUAAGGUUAACACACUUUACAUAUUCCACCCGAAAUGCAGGAUUGAUUUUUCGGAUGAAACACGAUUAAAAUUGGAUUUGGAGCAGGCGAAAGCAUUUGCCAAAAAAAUUGAUACUAAUUUCGAAAUCAAAUUUCCUACGGAAUGUUUCUUCCUGACUGUGCAAGCGCAGCAUCUGUCACUCUCUUCUGCUAUUGGAUAUUUAAAAUAUUUGAAAACUACUCAGUAUGACGUUGAAAGCGGUAUAAAGGAGUUAAAAGCCCAAUUAAAUCGAUUAUUAGCUCUGCAAGUUAGAGAGAAAGCCAUUAUCGAAACAAAACUAGAACAAGCAGAAUCUCUUCGUGUUAAAAUAAUUCGAAGUCUCAUGUGUAUGGAAGCAGUUUUGUAUGAUCCAGUCUUUCUAUAUCGAACUCUCGAAUUCUGUAGUUGCCAACUUACUUUUAUUAUCAACAUUAUCAACCCUAACUUCUCUCAAAAUGGUUUACUUCCUCUAGAAGCGCCUGAAUUAUUUGGAGCAAUGCCUGAAUUCUUUCUAGAAAAUUCUCUAGAUUUCUUCCUUUUUCUCCUGAAAAAUAAUGCAGUCACGUUUGUGGAAAGUCGAUUAGAUUUACCUCAAAAACUGCUUAUAUUUAUUUGCAGUACUCAUUUUUUCAACAAUAAAUUCCUUGCAGCAAAGAUAGUAGAAGUAUUAUUCAUGAUCUGUCCGUCUAUUUUGCCUGCUGCGGUUCCAUUUUAUUUAUCUAUUAUCAAUUCACAACUGGCUAUUAAUAGACUCUUUCCUAAUCUAGUCAAAUUUUAUGCAGAUGUGGAAUCAACAGGAGCAAGCACAGAAUUUUAUGAUAAGUUCAAUAUCAGGAGGUCUAUACAAGUAAUAUUUCGAUCUCUUUGGGAAAGUACAAUUUAUAGAAGCAUUAUUACUUCCUAUGCAAGAAAUUGUCCACCUGAUUUCAUUCGUUUUAUCAAUAUGGUCAUCAACGAUGCUACAUAUUUGUUAGAUGAGUCAUUGCUUGCUCUGAAAAAAAUACAUGAUAUUGAGACUUUAAUGGAAAGCAAAGAGUGGUCUACUUUGGGGGAUGAAGAGCGUCAAAUAAAAGAAGAUGCAUUGUUUGAGGCGAAACGAGCUGUGCGGAACUGGUUAAUACUUGGACGCGACACAAUGGAUCUUUUUACGUAUCUGACUGCUAAUGCACCUCAGCCGUUUUAUGAACCAUUACUAGGAGAACGUUUAGCCUCAAUGUUGGACUAUAAUGUAUCGCAGUUAUGCGGUCCGAAAUGUACUGAAUUAAAAGUACGCGAUGCUGUACGAAGAUUUAUGUGGGAACCGCGAGCACUGCUUCAGCAAAUCGUGAACGUAUAUUUGAAUUUGUCGUCCGAGAAGUUUGCUGAAUGUAUUGCUAAUGAUGAGCGCUCAUAUUCCCCCGAAGUUUUCGCGAUGGUCCUUUCACGGUUAACUCUGAAUGGUAUAGUACCAAAUAAUGAUAUUGAACUUUUGAAGAAUCUUGCCGACAUGACGGAACGAAUUUGGAAGCAAAAAGCUCAGAAUGAAGAAGAUUUUGGAGAUGAUUUUCCUGAUGACUUCAGAGACCCUGUAAUGAAUACACUAAUGACUGAUCCUGUAAUUCUACCAUCAGGACAUAAAAUGGAUCGGAAACACAUCAUGCGUCAUUUGCUUAGUUCUCAGACUGAUCCGUUUACUCGACAGCCAUUGAAUGAAACUCAGCUUGUGACUGAUGAUGCUCUGAAAGCCAGAAUUCGUCAGUGGAUGAACAGCAAACUGCGUGCGAAGAAGGAAUGA
Messenger RNA from Thelazia callipaeda (thelaziosis nematode), 2955 nucleotides. NCBI's taxonomy places the organism in Eukaryota, Metazoa, Nematoda, Chromadorea, Rhabditida, Thelaziidae. The record is from the annotation of a GenBank genome assembly.